AUGGCCAAUAAAGCCUCUAUUCCUCACGAACCACUAAAUGGCCCUACGGAUUCCCUUAUUGAACCCGGUGGCUCCCGUGACUCCACAUAUACGGAUUCCCCAUCAGAGCCAGAAUCUAUCUACCCUAUAGCACCAUGGGAUAUCUGCUGGGACGAUAAGCCAAGGACGGCCUUGUCCUUAUUUUUGAUAGGUCUUGGUUGUGCCAUCGGGCAGCACGUAUUCUACAGUAUGAAGGAUGGAACUCUGGCUGAGCAUCAGGCGUGGACAAUUCGAAUCGGGACAGGUCUCGCAUAUCUCCUCGGGUUUUCGAUGGCUGCCUUGGUUGGGAUCUCACGGGAUCAGUGGGUAUGGCGUACCCUCCGAACCCGAUUCUUCCCCUUGAAAAGCAUAGAUGCCUUAUUCGGAGUCACCUCCAAUGUCACCUGUUUUCUGGAUUUCAACAUGGUGCGGCACGCCAAAGUCUCGACAGCGCUGGCAGCUUUGAAAUGGCUUUUCCCGCUGGUGACAAUCUUCACACCAAGUACCAUCUCUGUCAUAUCGUCGCCCUUCCCGUCCGAAUUCGAUUGCGAAGUACCAACUCUAUCAUUCUCGAAGGCUAGUGGCAGCACCGAUCCCGGUGUGCAUGCCCUCAACUACGUCAACACCAAUCAUACCCAAGAUAAUACGGGUCCCAACCCCCGCCUGAGAUCGAGGGCGAUGGCCGCGACGUAUGCAAUACAGAACAGUCAUGCGUUAUCCCAAGAGUAUAGCGCCGUAGAUACAUUCGAUCCCGCCGCGUACGCUGAACAAAACCUCUUCAUCAAUAACCACUCUGUAUCCAUUGAUACAGAAAUUGAAAGCAAGGAUUGCUAUGCAAGCUCUGAGGCCCUUCGAUACCUUAUAAUGUCGGCAUACUCCGAUGAAGUCAUCUUCCCUCGGCCCCCCGACAAUCGUGAGCACAUUAUAUCGGAGCAGUGCUCUUCCAACUGCAGCUACUCUUACGAGUUUGUUGGACCUACGGCCAGCUGUACUGAGUUUGAGACCCUUCCGCAGAUACUUUCUGAUAUCUAUCAUAACAUUAGUGAUAAGAAUAUCAUCUUGUUUGCUGCGGGGCAAGGGUCGGAUCUGAACACGACAGAUCUUAGCUCGACGUAUAAUGUGCAGACCAAUGACAAGCUAUACUCGCCCGAUCGCCUGUGGGCAUUCUAUUCGUCCGCAAACGAUAGCCUUCAACCACGCGACGAUCGCAGUCUACAUGCCUACACAUGUGAAUUUGGGCCCGCACGGUACUCGAUCAAACAAGAGAUCACCGACCGCUUCUUGCAGCCCGAGAUAACCGUUGGCCCGAUCGACCGCGAAAAGCUGAGCUUGGAUAACACGACUACAUGUGUGCUCCUUCAGUCUGUUCUCGAAAUCCUCAGGGGUUAUUUGGUAAUCACAUAUGACUCUCGGCUUUAUAGCACGAGCAAAGAAAGUGGUCAAACGCCGUUGAUGAACUAUACGGUCACAGUACCCAUCGCCUCCAAUCGCACACAUAUUCGCUCAACCAACCUCAUCGACAAAACGGGCUUGAAGGUGAAUAAUCCCCUAGGCAAAUCUAUUGAAAAGCUAGUCAGCAAGAUGGUUGUCUCGUUGAUUGCAGAUGACGGCCUCAUCAUCGCCGAUAAAGUCAAAACAAAAUGUCACACAGAAAGGAUACAAAACACCUACGUAUACAAGCCAUUCAUCUUGGUUCUGGUCAACUCAACCGCCAUGUUUUUCUCUGCGUUGGUAGCGGUGCUGGGAGCUGUGGCUCUUGUGGAGAAUGGCGUGGCGAGUGACGCUUCGUUCUCGACCUUCCUCCGAACGACACGAAAUCCAACACUGGACCAAGAGUUGAGGGGUGGGUGCUUGGGUGGAAGUUCGUUCCGGAAGAGAUUUCGUAAUCUAAGGCUUAAAUAUGGGGAAAUUUCGGUCAAGGACGAGGGGAUUUAUGGCGAUGGUGUUCGCCACGUGGGUAUGGGUAUCGAAGGAGAGGUUACCACCAUGAAGAAGGGUAAGGAUUACUAUUGA
This is a messenger RNA of Morchella importuna, 2031 nucleotides long. RefSeq lists its product as uncharacterized. The coding region runs from base 1 to 2031 and encodes 676 amino acids. The transcript has a single exon. NCBI's taxonomy places the organism in Eukaryota, Fungi, Ascomycota, Pezizomycetes, Pezizales, Morchellaceae. The record is from RefSeq and is a predicted model, not a curated record.